CAGCUAUCACGACUUGCACAUUGAAGAAUGUCACCCUUGACUGAGGCCAAAUCUUCUAUAUAAGCUGGCCUCUCCGUCGCCUUCAACUCAACUUUUCUCAUCAGCACUCACCAUUCAAACCAUUCAACAAUCAUCUACUUGAGCCCCCAGCUCCGAUCACCACUCCAAACACUCAACAACUUUUGACAAGUUUUUCCAACACAAUCCAGCACAAUGUCUGCCCCUACUUCCACCACUUCUCCCCCUCCCACUUCUGAGCUUCCCUUUGCCAACCUUCCCUCUUCUCCUGCUCCUGUUCGCAACUCUACCGCUCUGUCUAAGCCCGCCUACGCCUCUGACUCUGACUCCGAUGGUCAGGCUCGAGGUGGUCGCCGCAGCCAGAGGCAGCAAUUCGUUGUUCCUCUGCCCACCUCCACUGGUCUCUCCCAGCCUGCUGGUCAACUCCUCAAGGGUGCCACAGACGAGAACGGUGCUCAGAAGUCCGCUGCCCUCCUCGUUGGUAUCAAGCUCGACCUCGAGGCCGAGGUUCACCUGACUGCCCGAGUCAAGGGUGACAUCGUUGUCGGUCUUUACUAGACAGGGGUGGAUUCCAACACUGAGACUGUACUUGGUGGUAGGUCGCAGGAUACGGCUGGUGGCCAUGUGAUGAUAUAACGAGAAUGGCGAACGCCCGAGCAAUGCCCAACAAUUGACGGGCUGUCAAGAACGGAUGGGAUUUCCUUUUUUGGGACUAGCAUAGGAAACUUCUGUAGCUUG
Messenger RNA from Fusarium redolens, 756 nucleotides. RefSeq lists its product as uncharacterized. The transcript has 4 exons. The record is from RefSeq and is a predicted model, not a curated record. The coding region runs from base 214 to 576 and encodes 120 amino acids. Lineage: Eukaryota; Fungi; Ascomycota; Sordariomycetes; Hypocreales; Nectriaceae.